CAGGCCCGUCGCGCUGCCCGUCGCCCCGCGGACGACGUCCCGGAGGUUCCGAAUUGCCAAGACAUGCAUCCGGGGAUCCAGGACGCGGUGGCGGAGAAGGCCAGCCGCGUGCACAGCAGCCCCCGGUCGGACGGGCUCGAGAAGGCCGGCGGGAGGGUCUCGUACUCCGUCCACAGGCCGUCGUCAGAGUUGAUAGAGGACCUGGACCGGAGGGUAUCUCUCUACAGGAGCGAAAGCUUUCGGUCGGUUGGGCUCGAGGCGCUGCGCCAAGCGUCCGAUCGCAUGGAGGAGCGCGUGGUCGAAGAACCGCAGGCGGCGCUCCACCGGGCGGAGAAGGGGUCCCAGGAGGGCGCGCACGGGCACGCCGAGAAGGCACACAGCCUGCUCACGGCGUGCGUCUCGGGGCUCAUCAAUUUCCUCCUGAUGUUCGGGAUGUGCUGCGCCUUCGGGAUGAUCAUGUUCGACGAGGUGAACGCGAGGUGGCAGCCGCUCGGCGUCAAGAUGUGCCUGGCCACGUCGGCGCUCUGCGGUCUGAUUGUGGCCGCCUUCUCCAGGAUCCCCGUCGCGAUCGCCGGGCCCGACCUCAACCCGAUCGUGUUCCUCGGCGCCUUCGUUGCAACCCUGGCGCCGGCCAUCGCCGCGAGUGUCGGGCUGAGCUAUCCGGGCCAGGACGAGUUCACUUGUGGCAGGAGACUGGAGGAAGACCCUUUCGACCUUACCGCGGCCGCGCAGGCAUUCGGUGCACGCAUGCUGGGUGGAGCUGGUGGUUCUUCGUGCUCCGGCCCGGGAGACACCUUCUGUAAGGAGGGCUCAGAUUCGUACGAUGCUGCAGCGUGCAGCGAGUAUAACCAGCAGCUGGUGACCACGACGAUCUUCGCGGUGGCCUUCUCGUCAGCACUUUUCGGGCUGUUUCUCUUUCUGGCUGGGCGCUUCAGCCUUACCCGGUACGUGAAUUUUGUGCCGAGCAGUAUUUCCGAGGCUUUUCUGUCUUGUGUUGGUUACAAGGUGUUCGCGUACGCCUUGAAGUUUUGCCACUACGACCCUAAGCAGUUUCUUCCCGCGGGUAUCAUCGGUGUCUUGCUCUAUUUUAUCAAGGCCCUGCACGUUGGCAAUCCAGCGGUUAUGAUACCAGCGAUCUUGAUGAUACCCCUCAUCAUUUUUCACGUGCUCGUCGCCAGCGGCGUGUUGUACGACGACCUCGAUCAUGCCAGAGCGGAGGGUAUCAUGUUCCCUCACGUGGGCAACUGCGAUUUUUGGACCGUCUGGACGGAGGGCAUUUCUGAUGGCAGCGAGUGGAAAUUCCAGCACAUCAACUUCAAAGCCUGGACGAAGACAAUUCCGGAUUUGGUCACCAUGAUCAUCGUCGUAAUGAUGGAUUGCCUUUUGAAGAUAAAGAACACAGAGAACAAGCUGCCCAUCGUUCCGGAAUCGACAUACGAGAGUCAAUUGUUCGGCAUCUGCAAUGCCAUGAUGUUCGCUUGCGGCUCUCCCUGCGGUUACAUGCAGCUGAAAUUCAACGUGAUAAAUUUCGGGAUCAUGGGAAAUUCGACGGACAGGCGCGGAGGGAUGAUCUACGCCGCCUUGUGUGCGGUGUGCUUCUUCGGGACGACUGCCCCGUUCAAUUACUUGCCUAGAUUCUUCCUCAGCAUGCUUCUUUUUUUCGCGGGCGCUGGUUUUGUGGCGGAGAAUUUGUAUGGCUCGAGCAAGUACAUGUCUUUCAAGGAGUGGCUGGAGGUAGUGGGGAUCCUGUUUGUUUUCAUCAUUAGUGGGCAGCUCAUCUAUGCCGUGGCUGUGGGAGUGCUCUUCACAGCCGUAUUUUUCUGCCUGAAAUAUGCAAGAAUCCCAGUGCUGGCAAGGACGCCCGAGAGAGGUGGGAGCAUAACCUCGUACGCACGGCGUGAUCCGUUGAUUCGAGUAGCUGUCAAGCACAUCGCGGAUGCAUGGUUUUUUGUGGUGCCUGUGAAGGGGUAUGUUUUCUUCGCAUCGGCGAAGACGUUGAUAGAAAUGGUAAAGUCAUGCCUGCACAGUAAGAGCACCUUGACAGUCUC
Messenger RNA from Prorocentrum cordatum, 2048 nucleotides. Lineage: Eukaryota; Dinophyceae; Prorocentrales; Prorocentraceae. The record is from the annotation of a GenBank genome assembly.